Messenger RNA from Oreochromis niloticus (Nile tilapia), 3600 nucleotides. RefSeq names its product chondrolectin (gene chodl). The transcript has 8 exons. The record is from RefSeq and is a predicted model, not a curated record. The coding region runs from base 1253 to 2176 and encodes 307 amino acids. Gene Ontology annotation, biological process: positive regulation of axonogenesis. Lineage: Eukaryota; Metazoa; Chordata; Actinopteri; Cichliformes; Cichlidae. Gene Ontology annotation, cellular component: cytoplasm.
AUGAAAGUGAUGAUGGUGGUGAUGAAAGUGAUGAUGAUGGUGGUGAUGAUGAUGGUGGUGAUGAAAGUGAUGAUGGUGAUGAUGAUGAUGAUGAUGGUGGUGGUGAUGAUGACGUCAGCCUUUGGGGCUGAAUAAUUAGCACUUCCUGUGACAUCCAGCAGAGGCAGCAGUGAGUCAGUCCCACAGACAAAUGUCUACAGCCUGAGAUGCAGACUGUACCAGGUGAUUUUAUAACUCACCUGUUUGCAUUAUUAGGGGCGUGGCCUCUGUGACUGACAGGUGCAUGGUGACACAGGUGGCUAUAGCUGCUAACUGUGUGUUAGCUUCACCUGAACUGGACCUCUGCACUAUGUUUGUGCUGUUGGAGCAUUUUAAUGACAUCAUGUGACCAAUAACAUGGCUGCUGUGAGGUCACUGUAGAAACAGAGUGUACAGGAAGGCGGAACUCCAGCUCUGCUCAGCUCUGAUUAGCAGGUAACUGUGUCUGUGGAUGCAGACUGAUAAUGCUCCACAAACCCACCAUGGUGGACGUCAAAACAGUGGGUGACACCACGGUCGAGUGUGAGUGGGUCAUUCAUCCCACGGCUGUCACACAGUGGCUGCUGGAGUGGCUGUGUGGACACUGAGGGUAAAGGGGGGAGCUCCAGUCUGCAGUGUGGGACCCAUGUCCCCACAAACAUCUCGGGACCUCUGACAGGAUGAAGGAAACCUAAAAUCAGACAUCUUAACGGGAAGCAUCUGCGCACGGAUCAGGGUUUAAAAUGCAGGAAGUGAAGGAAGCCAGAAUGAAGCCGAUGCUGCGUUCAGCUUUCAUUAAUGUGAAACUGGAGCCGCUCGCUGUGUGAAUAAUGAGAGAAAAUUCCUCCUGCUCGGGGAUCAAUGGAGGAAGCGGCGAGCUCAAGUGUUGCUCAUAACUGCACAUUUCAUCUAUUGAUCAGCUGCUCUGUGGGAGCCAAUCAGCUGAGGCUCUGAGUAAAUGAAUUAAACUGUAUGUGUGUGUGUGGUGGUCCCCCGGGCUUUAGUGAAGCAGGAGGUUACAGCUGGGGCUCAGUGGGGAGGAUCGAUGGAGGAGGAGGAGACAAGCGCUCCUCUGCCUCCCGCUUCACUUCAGAGUACCAAGACAGGAGAGGAAACAUGGACACCAGGAACACGCUGACCAGAGGCAGGCUUUUAUUUUGAAACUUCUCUGGAACAGCUCUCCACAAAAACACUUUUAUUUUGUAGAUUUAAUUUUAGAUUUAAGGAAAAAAAGAUGACCUGCUCGAGGACCGUGAUGAUUAACCGACUGAUGCUCGGGGUCGUCGUGGCAAUUGGGGUGGUCCAGGUGAAGGCAGCACGGGUGGUGAGCGGUCAGACAGUGUGUGUGGGCGGGGCCGAGCGUCCCUGCUAUAAGAUGGCAUACUUCCACGACGUGUCGAGCCGCGUUGCCUUCAGCGAGGCGCGUCAGGCCUGCGAGAUGGACGGAGGAGCGCUGCUCAGCAUCGAGAGCUCGACGGAGCAGCGAGACAUUGAGCACCUGCUGCAGGAGCUGCGUUCAGGUGCGGUGGGUGGGGCAGGAGGGGGCGGGGGCAUAGCUGACGGGGACUUCUGGAUCGGCCUGACUCGGGUGGAGGGAGCGGAUCAGACUCACUCGGAGCUCAGCAACGCCUUCACUUCCUGUCCACAGCUCUACCAGUGGACUGACGGCAGCGUGGCCUCCUUCAGGAACUGGUACUUCGACGAACCGUCCUGUGGAGGCGAGGCCUGCGUUGUCAUGUACCAUCAGCCAACUGCGCCUUCUGGUCUGGGCGGGGCUUAUCUCUACCAAUGGAACGACGACCGCUGCAACAUGAAACACAACUUCAUCUGCAAAUACGACCCAGAGAGCCAUCUGGUGAAAGAACAUGGUGACACACCUGGUGGGCAGGAUACAGCAGUGACUGCAGGUGGAGGCGUGGCCACACAGCCUGCAGACAACGAAGACGUUCCACCUCAGUUCACCAUGGCCGGAGCUUCAGGUAUGCUGCUGCUGUACGUUGUCAUCCCCACCAUCCCCCUGCUGCUGCUCAUCCUGGUGGCUUCUGCCACCUGCUGUUUUCAGAUGCUCAGCAGAAGUGAUUCCCGAACCAAGACGCCCAGCGACCAAUCAAAUCUGUGGAUUUCCAGGUCACCCAAAGCUGACAGCAUGGAGGUCUGACAUCACAGCACAGUGUCAGCAGGGCAGAGGGAGGACAUCACUCUACGGUCAAACCAAUCAAUGAUCUUCAUCGCAGGGCGUUUACGGACAGGCGGCGAUGUCAUCACAGAGACUUCUUCUUCUGUACUUCUUAUUCCAGUUUCCUUUCUCUCGUUUUAUCAACCGUCCCUUUGCUCUUCUUCAAUCCUCCCCCACUUCCUCCUCGUUUCUUUUUUGCUCCCCUCUUCUUUGUCCUCCUUGAUUCCUCCUUUCCUUCCCUCCCUCCCUGCUCCUCCUGCUGUUACUGUUAGCCAGAUGCUCCACAUUUAAUUAAAGUAAAUUGGGUGAAGUUAAUGAAGGAGGGGAGCUCUGAGCAGCUGAGAGUAAAUCAAGCGUCCCUCGGGGGGGUGGAGUCACAGCAGGGGUGCGUCUGAUUUCACAGAGAGCUGAUGAAGCAGCUGCUCCACGGAGACGGUGGGUGUUAACAAAACAGUUAAUAAGUGCGGAGAGUUAGAUGGUUUUAAAAGUUUUCAGGACAAUAAAAAGGGGGUGGAGCUUAAAGCAGAAUGAUUCCCUCUGAGGAUCGCUUCCUCAGAUCACUGAUUGGUUGUUCAGACUUCAGAUCUGUGGGAUCAAAAACUGAAAAUACUCAUGUUUGUAAAAUGCUCUCUUCCUGAAUAUGAGCUCACCUGGAUCAGUGUCAGGCUCCGCCCACUGAACACCACAUUAACCAUGAAUGCAGCAGAGAAUGCAGCAGAGAAUGCAGCCGCUGACCGAUGGUUCGACCAAUCACGUCAUCCUCUGGCAGUUUUUAUGGUCAUGAUUGGGCAAGUGGCAGUCCCAGGUGUAACGACUGCUGAGUUUAAGGAGGGCCACCCAAAACACACCUGAGCUGUGGAUCAGAAACACAGCUGUCAAUCAGUGUGACGGUGCUGCUGAGGACGAUGUGAUUGGCUGAUCGACAGCUUCAGUUUAAAACACGGACACUCAUCAGAGCCCUGCAGGAAUUUCUAUGGCUAUAGUGGUUUGGGGGCGGAGCCUGAGGCGGAUCGUUUUCACCCUGAUACCAGAUUGGCUGAUGUGUUUGCAUAUCAUCCCUUCUGUGCUUCCGUGUAAUGAGGCCUCCGAUGCUGCAGCUCCUUCACCUUGUGACGUGAACACAAGCUGAACAUGUGCAGAAACCAGACGAGUCUCAUGUUUGUGCUAAUGCUCAGAACACGUCACAGGUCUGUGUCUGAAGGAGCCUCUGUGCCCCCCCCCCCCCCACACACACACAGACAUCCCUGUGUUUUCAUUGUAAUGUCGGUGAUUUCAGUUGGCGACUGUGGCUCAGGGGGUUGGGAAGGGCACCUGUAACCGGAAGGUCGCCGGUUCGAUUCCCGGCCUCUCUGUCUUGGUCGUUGUGUCCUUGGGCAAGACACUUUACCCUACCGCCUACUGGUGUU